GAACGGUGUGCGAGGGAGGGCUGCGCUGGAAAAACAGAGGAGGUGACAGAAAGAAGAGCGAGCUGACAUCGAUGCGUCUGGCUGGAUUGGACCUGAGCGCGGUCACGAUAUUACACCAAGUGUUGUCCUGCAAGCGAUGGAUUCAUGUCGGCACCCUGAACAUUAACAGAAGCGAGCUUUCAAUAUCCCAAAAUGGAGAACUUUACAACCGGCAUCCAGAAUGUCACAAGAGUGGCAAAGCUGAGCAGAAUGCCUCAGAAUCCCCUGGAAGAGCAAGUCAUAACUAUAUUGCUGACGCUGCUCAUCUGUGGACCGGGGAUUGCCGGAAACAUCAUGGUGGUUCUGGUGGUGUUGCGGACCAGGCACAUGGUUACACCCACCAACUGCUACCUGGUUAGCCUGGCGAUGGCUGACCUCCUGGUGCUCCUGACCGCUGGCCUGCCCAACAUCUCCGACGUGGUGGCCUUCUGGAUUUAUGGCUACGCGGGAUGUGUGUGUAUCACCUACCUGCAGUACCUGGGCAUCAAUGUUUCCUCUUGCUCUAUUACCGCGUUCACCAUUGAACGAUACAUCGCCAUUUGUCACUCCAUCAAAGCUCAGCUCAUAUGCACCGUGUCACGGGCCAAGAGAAUCAUUGCCAGCGUGUGGAUCUUCACCUCCCUUUACUGUAUUAUGUGGUUCUUUUUGGUGGACACCAACGAAACUGUUUACACUGACGGCGUGACAGUCACCUGCGGUUACCGGGUGUCCAGGAGCUUAUACAUGCCGAUCUACUUCCUGGACUUCACUUUGUUCUAUGUGAUCCCACUUGUCGUCGCCACGGUGCUUUACAGCCUCAUUGCCAGGAUUCUUUUUAUGAGCCCUCUGCCCUCGCACCUCAACGAAAGAGGCUCAGUUCAUCGAGGACAAUCCCGAAACACCAAAGAGACCCACAAGGGGGCGAUAUCUGCCAGGAAGCAGAUAACAAAGAUGCUAGCUGCAGUGGUCAUCCUCUUCGCCGUCCUCUGGCUGCCUUACCGCACGCUGGUAGUGCUAAAUUCCUUUUACGACCCUCCCUACCACAACACGUGGUUCCUGUUGUUCUGCAGGAUGUGCAUCUACACCAACAGCGCCAUCAACCCCAUCAUUUAUAACCUCAUGUCCCAGAAGUUUAGGGCCGCCUUCAAGAAGCUCUGCAGGUGCACUCGCCGACACAACGAAGAGGUUGUGGAGUACAACAUGCCUGUUUAUUACAGCGUGAUCAAAGAUUCUUCACGGGAGAGCAAUGAACCCAUGACAGAGCAAGAGGAGAUCAACGGAAGGACCAUCAAGAGGUUCAACUUGGGAGAUAAUAAUGCAUAAUAUACAAUGAUUAAUAGGAUUACUGUAUGCAUAAAAUACUGUUGUUUUGGCCCUACAGUAGCAAAUAUAAACAAACACUACUGCUGAUUGAUGUCAAUUGAAUGUAAAAUUUCCUAUGACAAAUAGAGAUGAGGUUAAGCAUUCAAACACAAAAGCAGACAUUGCACUUGUGUCCAUUCUAAUUCAACAUAUUGGCUACCAUUGACUGCGAUAGACAUCCAAUCCAUUUGAACUGAUUGGGCUAACAGUGGAUGAUCACUGUCGCUGGCAGCAAGUGAUUUAAAAAUUCCAACAAUAAAAAGGCUAAUUUGGGAAGAAAACAAUAUCGUUGGCGACUAAUUCCUAUUUCCCACUUUUGUCGCUAUUGAUAUUACUGGGUUUGAGCCUUACUAACUACUUACUAGCCUAAGUUCAAUUUGUUGUUUUUUUUGUUCCAAAAGGAACACAAGCAAAAUUGUGAAUAUUGAUGUUUUUCAGGUGAGUGCUGUUAUCGUGAUUUUGAGCAUUCAUGAAUUUCCCAGAUAUACUGUAUUAAACCCAAUGGCGGUUUACAGUAUUUGGUCUUUGACACAACUUGCUAUUGCAGCAGCACAUGGGAUGAUGAGUAAAAAUUUGUGAAAAUAAGCUAAUUGAAGAAAGAGAUCCCUGAAUUGAAAAUGAACAUCAUAACUGAUUGCAAAUAUUUGCUGCAUCUGAUGACAUUUCUAAAGUAGCCUAAAUGCUAUCAGCCCUUCCAAUUAGGCCUUAACAAUAUAGGAAAAAACUUUCAUUGCGAUUUUUUUUUUUUUUUAGGGGGGGAUAUAUAGCGAUAUUAAAACUAGAAGAAUUUUCAAUUUUCAAAAAAGAACAAAAAAAAAAAAAAAACAUUGCAAUACAUACUGUAUUGCCAAGGCUCUAUCUACACUUACUUUUUGCAUUGGAUGCACCAAACUUUUUUUUCAUUUGUAGGCGAUCACUUUUAACGCCAUACUUUUAAUCACACUCUUAAUCACUUCAGAAAAUUCAUAUGAGGGAGUCGACUCAAAUUCCCCAACGGUUUGACGCUCACGCUACCGACAACAGCCUCUCACUUACACAAUGAAUCAGUUGACAGAGCACACUUCAGACUUAGGGACAGUUUACAUGGCGACUCUGCGACACAAAGACGCAAUGACUGAGUUGCGGACUCGCCUCGCGUGCAUAUGUUGUCGACGAAGACGGAAGGCGAAGACGAAAAAUUCUGAAUCCUGCCUCCAAAGUGGAAGAAUCCGAUUGCAGGGGGUUGAGGGCCCUUCCUUGGCAUGCAUUUCAAAGGCUCCUACGGCGCAAGACUGGCUGUUAACGUUAGCACUCGUACACGUCACAUUGGGCGUGCGCAGCGGUGCUACUAAACAUUAGAAACAGCAAGUAUGGUGGAAUGUUGGCUUUAAUUUACUGUUUUAAUAAUAUUUUCAAAUUAAAUUAAUAAUAUUUUCAAAUUAAAUAUGUAGAACGUUUCAACUUUUGUGCCGUUUUGAACAAAAGAAAAAUGACAUUGCUUCGAGUUGGCGGGCAUAUUUUUUUUCCGGGCUGAGGGAGCUUGGUGGGGUCAAAGUGCAUCAUUCUCUGUCGUCCAGUAAAUCUGCACUGCCCCCUAGGGCCUGGCAUGAAUACUACAUCGUUUUCAUGCGGAAUUGCGACAUUGUUCAAACGGAGACGCAAAUGCAAAUGCAAAUUUGAAAUUGUUCGUAUUCUUGGAGAGUCACCAUGUAAACUGCCCCUUAGCUGCAAGUUUAACAGUGAUUAACACAUUUGUGCCUUUCAUCGCAGAGACACUGAGGCUUCUUAGGCCAGAUCAAAGCUACAAACCUGUCAAUCAUCGUUAACGUUAAGUACCAAAUGACAGCUGCACUGGUGACCAAGAAAAAGUUUGGCCGCACUGCCUUAGUAGGAAGGAAGGUGAGAAUCUGUGGCGCUGUACGAGCAUAAAGCAGAAAAACAUGAAUACAUUUUUUUAUAUUAAAAAUCCGAUUCUUUUUACCCGCUUCCGAUCCUCUGAAAAAUGGUGCGAUCAGCCUAAUUUCCAAUCAUGUGAUCGAAUCGGGGACAUUCUUAAUUUAUAAAAUGCCAUUUAAUCCAGGCUUGCUGGAUAUGAAAGGAAUCCAGGAUCUGCACAGUUGCUGCUUUUUUGAAGUAAAACAAAAGUUUACAUGUUAGAAAAAUAAACUAUUGCACGUCCUGCGAUGUGACUAUUGCGCAUGCGCACAUUGCGAUGGCGAUGUUCAAACGAUAUAUUGUGCAGGCCUACUUUCACGCAUUUAUUUUCUGACCUGAGUCUUUGAAAAUUGGGUGGGAAUCCCAUACAAGAGCAGAAGGGUUACUCGCUGGAAUUGAGUUUGAUGGUACAGCUACUUGACAUACAAUUAGUUCCAUGCACUUUUGCGUCUCCGUGUACGUGCAGAUUGCCCACAAAAAAAAAAAAAAAAAAAAAAAAAAAUUGGAAUCGCUUUGGAUUUUUGCUCCAGACCGAUGUAAUGUAAAUGUGGCCUAAGAUAGACAUUUUUAAAACCUGAUUUUCUAUGAUUGCACAAUGUGUCCUCUUAUAAAUUGGGUUUUAUGAGAUAAAAUCUUUAUUUUCAAUGGGUUUUCAUCUCUAUUUAUGCCUACAUGGCAUCAGCUUUAAUGAUUGAACUCCUACUAAUGUCAACCUAUACAUACAUCCAGUUUUUCCGACUUAAGGCAGCGGACCAACCAAUUACAUACAAACAGAACAAAUAUAACAUUUCUAUAACUUGUACUAAUAUUCAUCUUUUAAGAACUACAAGUCUUUAUAUCCAUGGAUCACUUUAACAGAAUGUCAAUAAUGUUAAUGCCAUCUUGUUGAUUUAUCGUUAUAAUAAACAAAUACCGUCCUUAUGUACCGUAUGUUGAAUGUAUAUAUCCAUCUUGUCUUAUCUUUCCAUUCCAACAAUAAUUUACAGAAAAAUAUGGCAUAUUUUAUAGAUGGUUUGAAUUGCGAUUAAUUGCGAUUAAUUACGAUUAAUUAAUUUUUAAGCUAAUUAACUCGAUAAAAAAUUUUAAUCGUUUGACAGCCCUACAAAAUACACUUUUUUUUUUUUGUAACUGUGUCAACAUCAACACGAUGUAGUGUAUGUUGACUAUACUUUCACUAGAUUAAUGGGACAGGCUUGCCGUAUUACCAUGGAGAUGCGAGUGAUUAGAAAUGCAGAGACGUACUUAACUUGAUUGUAAUCCAACAAUGAUACAACACUUGAUGCAAUGAGAGGGCAUGGUCUGGAUAGUCCAUGGGAUAGUUCGUGUUGUAUACUGUGAUAAUGUAACCUUAAUCAGGAGAAGGAAGUAUCUAUCUUCCUCUACUACAAGUGCCCUUCAGGUUGUGUAAAUGCUGCAGCACAAAAAGCCCAUUGAGAGCACCAUACAACAUCAUGUUUGUUUUGCCCAUCUAUGUUGUUCCAUGGCCAUUUGAGCUAUUGUGUGAUGUGAGACCCUGUCUUCGAAAGCAUAUUUGAACAAUUUGAACAAGCAGCAUUUGUUCGGGUCAUAUUUGAAUGAAAUUUGAAUUGUUUUUGAGGGUUUUUGCUUUGCUGGGCUGCAUAUACAAUCUUGUCACACAAAUGGUGGUGUGUCAUUUAAAUACAGUGGGCCACAAAUCUGUGCUCUAUUUUUAGUUCAUGCUUUAUUUUAAUUUACAAACAAAAGUGAAAUGUCAGUCUAUGAUUGGUCCUGCUUAGUUAUUCAUUUUGACAUCUACAUAACUUUAAAUAAACCCAUGGUUGUAAUAGCAAGCUUUGUGUCAGCCUAUUGCAAGAGACGAUUGUCAAUGAUAACGACCCAGCCAUAUUUUUGAAAUGUCAAAAAUAUUGUAUGGAGCAAUUUAGUUCUGAAUUGCUUCUACAACUCCAAUUUACAUGAAGUAGGGAUGUUGUGUUAAACAUGAAAAAAAUUAGAAUACAAAAUUCCCAAAUCAUGCUUAAACUGAUUAACUUGGUUGUUUUUAGUAAAUAAUGUUCCUAGAAGUGUUUGAUAAGCAUUUCUCAACAUUCUCAGUCUUUUCUUUUUUGCCACCGGCCCCAGCUCUUUUGGAACGUGUUGUAGCCAUAAAUUUCUAACUCAAUGGUUAUUAGCUAAAAACAAUAAAGUUCAUCAGUUUGAAAUGUAAAUACCUUGUCUUUGUGGUGUAUUCAAUUAAACUUAGGUUUAACAUGAUUUCAUUGCAAAAAUCACUGUACUGUAUUCUUUUUUUUUUUUUAUGUGUAACACAACCAAUGUUCCUUCUAAUUUUUCACGUGUCUGAGCAAACACACAAGCUCCCAGAGCACACUGCGGACCACGGUGAGCAACAUGAUUCUCUGCAUGUCCAGUCCAUGUUUGGAGUAAAACUGAGUUGUUGCCUGCACAAUAUUCUGAGCAGUGCAUGCUGUCAGCUGGAUGAUGCCACCGAACACAGUUUUAUAGUUAACAUAAUUUUCCUCCCUGUAUUUAAUAUACAGAACUAGCAUUUUGUGUACUAAUAUGUCAGUGCUCUCAUCUACUAUCAGUGUAUGCCAGAGUGCAUUUUUAACACUGCACAUAGUCUCAUUCUCCAACAUCUCAUUGAUUGAGAUUACAAAUUCAAAGGCAUAGUUUUUGCUUCGCCAGCUUUCUGGA
Molecule: messenger RNA, 5967 nt
Organism: Corythoichthys intestinalis (scribbled pipefish)
Lineage: Eukaryota; Metazoa; Chordata; Actinopteri; Syngnathiformes; Syngnathidae
Product: thyrotropin-releasing hormone receptor
Exons: 3
Coding region: 193-1341 (382 amino acids)
Biological process (GO): phospholipase C-activating G protein-coupled receptor signaling pathway
Cellular component (GO): membrane
Molecular function (GO): thyrotropin-releasing hormone receptor activity
Source: RefSeq, a predicted model, not a curated record